AGAUGGUCAACGUUCUUUACUCGAACAACAUUUGAAUUUGAAUAAUAUUUGUUGUCAGUUCGCCCCCAAAGCUAAUCCGUGCCUUAGUUUAACAACAAGAAUUACUUGUGUCCUCUCACGGCACGCAGCGAUCACUGUCUCCGUAGCCCCAAAUCUCAGCAGUUCAGAAGAGCUGAGCCAUCUCCCCGUCUAUAAAAUGACAGCAUUACACCCAUAAUUAUCAUCAAACAAAUACUACCACGGCCACAUUUGAUUCACCCCUUUAACAUCAUCAGCUCCAUUACUCCAUGGCUAGCUACUCGAUGGGUUUCCUUUUCGCCCUCGUUGUGUGUACCUUCGCGCUUGGUGCUCUCGGAGCGCGUGACCUUGCCGACGAUGAUUGGUUAAUCGCCGCGAGACACGAACAGUGGAUGGCCAGGUACGGCCGCGUGUACAGUGACGUCGCCGAGAAAGCACGGCGGCUAGAGGUGUUCAAGGCCAAUGUUGGGUUCAUCGAGUCGGUGAAUGCCGGGAAUCACAAGUUCUGGCUCGAGGCCAACCAGUUCGCGGAUAUCACCAAAGAUGAGUUCAGAGCUAUGCACAAGGGUUAUAAAAUGCAAGUGAUUGGUAGCAAGGCUCGGGCUACUGGGUUUAGGUAUGCGAAUGUAAGUAUCGAUGAUCUCCCAGCUUCUGUGGACUGGAGGGCAAACGGCGCAGUCACUCCUGUCAAAGAUCAAGGCCAAUGCGGUUGUUGCUGGGCCUUCUCCACGGUGGCUUCCAUGGAAGGCAUCGUCAAGGUGAGCACCGGAAAACUGAUCUCGCUGUCAGAGCAGGAGCUGGUGGACUGCGACGUGGGCAUGCAGAACAAGGGCUGCGGAGGCGGGCUCAUGGACAACGCCUUUGAGUUCAUCGUCAACAACGGCGGCCUCGACACCGAGGCCGACUACCCCUACACCGGCGCUGACGGCACCUGCAACUCCAACAAGGAGUCCAACAUCGCGGCGUCCAUCAAGGGGUACGAGGACGUGCCGGCUAACGACGAGGCGUCCCUGCAGAAGGCGGUGGCCGCGCAGCCUGUGUCCAUCGCAGUCGACGGAGGGGAUGACUUGUUCCGUUUCUACAAGGGCGGCGUGCUCACUGGUGCCUGCGGCACGGAGCUCGACCAUGGUGUCGCCGCGGUCGGUUACGGCGUGGCGGGCGACGGGACCAAGUACUGGCUUGUCAAGAACUCGUGGGGCACGUCGUGGGGUGAAGAUGGGUUCAUCAGGUUGGAGAGGGACGUCGCCGAUGAGGCAGGCAUGUGUGGGCUCGCCAUGAAACCUUCCUACCCGACAGCGUAGCUUGCUUUGCUUUCUAUUCCCUCCGUAGUAGAAUGAGUCAAUAUGUGCCUUGCAUUUUGAAACGGAGGGAGCGUGGAUGAUCGAGUAAGCUUAAUAGUGUAAAUGUAAAUUUUUAUAUUUAACAGUGUAGCAAUAAUACAUGGAUAAAUAUGAGGAAAAAAAUAGAGAUCUUUCAUGCUA
Messenger RNA from Brachypodium distachyon (stiff brome), 1499 nucleotides. Its product is annotated as senescence-specific cysteine protease SAG39. Gene Ontology annotation, cellular component: lysosome. The transcript has 2 exons. The coding region runs from base 288 to 1319 and encodes 343 amino acids. NCBI's taxonomy places the organism in Eukaryota, Viridiplantae, Streptophyta, Magnoliopsida, Poales, Poaceae. The record is from RefSeq and is a predicted model, not a curated record. Gene Ontology annotation, molecular function: cysteine-type endopeptidase activity.